Molecule: messenger RNA, 803 nt
Organism: Neurospora tetraspora
Lineage: Eukaryota; Fungi; Ascomycota; Sordariomycetes; Sordariales; Sordariaceae
Exons: 3
Coding region: 153-716 (187 amino acids)
Source: RefSeq, a predicted model, not a curated record
UGGUUGACUAGUUGAGGGCCAACUUGCCGCCUCCAAGGGGGCCGGGUGUUGGCACUUCUCAAGAAGUGCCGGGUGCGUUGGGGGGCGCUCCUCCUCCACCUAAUGGCCUCUACCCUAGGAACUAUCCGUCCACGACGCUUCGGUGCCAUACCAUGCAAGGAUUGUUCGACUUUACGGUGUGUGAGCAGUGUUACAAGGAGGUGAUUGAGCCUGAAGUCCGUCAGGGUGUCGAGCUAGCAAGGAGAUUGGAUCAAGCCCCUGCGGUGGUGGGCGGUCCUGGGUUCACUUGUCAGCUGUACUCUGAACGGAUGAGGAGGGUUUGGAAGGAGGCAGUGAGUAUGGGAGAGCAAAUGGGUUUGGAGCAUUUGAGGGCCAAAGUAACCGAGCGAAAAGCCAAAGAGCGAGAACUCCAGAUGAAGACGGCCCAGCUCCAACAGCAAGCUGCUUCCCUGCGCAUACAGGCUCAAACACAAGAACACCUGGCUAUCAAUGCCAUGCGGGUCUCCUUGAGUGCGGCUAGCAACAACAUUAUGCUGGCUGGAAUAGGUGCUGGUAAGAGGAUUGAUGCGAAUCAUAUUUUGGUGCCUAGUGGUCAGGCCGACUUGAGCCAAACGACGCAGCUCAACAACCAGGCGGCUAUGUUGAAGGUGCAGGCAGGUCAGGUGGAGGAUCAGGCACGGAUGGCGCAGGAGGAGUGGAGGAGGUUUUGGGAGUAAGAAGUGUUGGUGAAUGAGAGGCCGUAUUCAAUCACCCUGUGCUUAAGUUUCCCAACGCCAACAGAUUGACUGCAAAAAAGACAAAGG